Molecule: messenger RNA, 1909 nt
Organism: Paramormyrops kingsleyae
Lineage: Eukaryota; Metazoa; Chordata; Actinopteri; Osteoglossiformes; Mormyridae
Product: left-right determination factor 2-like
Biological process (GO): anterior/posterior axis specification
Cellular component (GO): extracellular region
Molecular function (GO): growth factor activity; cytokine activity; transforming growth factor beta receptor binding
Source: RefSeq, a predicted model, not a curated record
UUUUAGUACGUUAAAUCGAUACGUACAUCGUAUAAAAUGUAGAAUAUAAAAUAUGUACAAAACAAAUAAAAAUUAAAAAUGACAGUUUAUAAAUUAACGUUAUUAAAUCCUACAAUGGAAUGUUUUUGUCAAGAUGGUAAGUAUGCCUGAAAUAUGUCAGUACUUGUACAUCUCAGUCCGUAUUGAAUAUAAAUAGGAUUAAUGCGUAAUGAAUUGCAAGUUCUUCGUGCUAAUGAAUAAUCUAAUGUGAAACACUGAAGUUGUCAAAGGCCGUGCUUUAUGUUUACCUUUCAUCAGAAGGUGUUAUAGCUUUCGUUAGGGAGGAGUUCGGCGCGAUUUUGCCAUUAUGUCCCUAAUGGGACAAGACUUUGAUGAAGAUGUCUUUCUUCUGAAGUCGGACUCCACCCACUCCUGCAUGUGUGAAGUGUUUUUCUCGGAGUGUGACAGAGGAAAACCGCAUAUAAGGACAGUCUGAUGUCAGUGACCAACUAUUAUCCAGCUGUUCUCCAGAGAAGAGUCAUGGGUCCAUUCAGCGCUUUCCUUCUUUGCUCUGCUCUGCUCGCUGCUGUCGAAGGCUUUACCCUGGAGAACAUGAAAGAAGCCAUGCUUCAGAAAGUAGGACUAAACGAGCUUCCCAGGAUUCACAAGAGGGACUUGGAGAACCUGGUCAUCCCACAGCACAUCAAGAACAAAUACGUCUCCCUGCUGAAACUGCAAAAUAAGCGUCGGCGCAGAUCCCUGCCCAGCUUGGCUGGCAUCCUGCGAGGCAUCCCGGGAAAUGCAGAUGUUUCGGGAGAAGUGAUGUACUCAGACACUCACCGGCAGCGACUGGUUUUUGACAUGGAGACCAGAAUUCCAGAACACAGUGAAGUGACCAUGGCAGAACUAAAACUGUUCAAGACAGCACCGAAAAAGCACCCAAAACCCGAAAACAAGAACCGGCGUCCGGUCAACAAUGCUAGAGUGAGCAUAUAUUGGGUGAAUGUACUGGAAGAUGGAUCAAACCACACAUCUCUUGUAGAUUCAAGGUUGGUGCCGAUUCAUGAAACCGGCUGGAAAAGUUUUGACGUGACCCAGGCGGUUCAUUUUUGGUCUAAAACCCAAAGAAACCGCCCAAUGCAUCUAGAGGUCUGGGUCGAAGCUGAGAGACCGGGCAGCUACGCCGCGGAACUGGCCAAAUGUGUAAGGUUCGCCACCCAGAGCCCUAAUGACAUGGACGCCGGGAAGCCGGAGGUGGUGUUGUACACCCUCAACAUAGAGGAAUUUGGUUCCCGUGGCGAUUGCUCGGCUGGAAAAAGCAAUGUGUGCUGUAGGGAAGAGCACUUCGUCAACUUCAGAGAGCUAACGUGGACGCAGUACUGGAUCAUCGAGCCGGCGGGUUAUCAGGCUUACCGCUGCGCAGGCGGAUGCAAGAAGCCCAAUCGCAACUACGGAUACAGAGAGCGGACGUGCGCGGUGGUGGAGAGCGCUCCGCUGCCCAUGAUGUACCUCGUGAAGAAGGGUGACUACACGGAGAUCGAGGUCGCCGAGUUCCCAAACAUGAUCGUAGAGAAGUGUGGCUGCACCAUGGACGAUAUGUCGGUCGUAUAAUGCACGCAACGGCCAAAUACUAAAGAUAAAACCCGGAGUACUUCUAUAUAGUUCUGCAAUGUUGCUGAUGUUGUGUCGGAAUGUGGUAUCCAGUUUUUUGCACGAUACUUCCUUGCUUACAAGCACUUAAAUGUUAAUAAUCUAAUUUAAAACUAAAGUCUUUAUUUUUGCAUUUGUGCCCAAAAUCCGCAUGACCUAAACAUGACAUACCAAGGUAUUAUUAUAUUCAUUGUUUUAUUUUGGUUCGUAAAUAUUGCGGAUCGAAAACAUAGACUAUCAUUGUGUGUUAAUUCUUGAAAUAAAGCAUUGUGCAUUGAUA